AUGCCCGACGUCAAGAUCCGCUCCUCCUGCGAUACGUGUCUCACCACCAAAGUCAAAUGUAGCCAAACAAAGCCAGCAUGUGCCCGUUGCCUUCAACACGGUCGGGAGUGUGUUUACAGUCAAUAUCGCAAGAUCGGUCGCCCCUCGGCGAGAUCUCUGGGUGCGACGAUCGGGCGCACCGACCAGCUGCCGAAAGAACGCGUGGGAAAUUCCGGCCGACGAUUGAAAAGAAGCCAACACCAGCACAGUCCUCGGUCUCCAGACGAAUCGUUGUCGAGAGGCGGUGCGCCACUGCUGCCGGCCAGUGUGUCGAGCGAUCCCCUGGGAAGCUGCAUCAACCCGAGCCACCUCACAAAUCCAUGUGCCAUCCCCGUGCCCAAGACUGCCCCAAGGCCGAUUCUCGAUGAACUGGAUGACGGAGACCGGUCAGCUUCGUCGGCGAGAGGAUCCGCUCUGUCGCUCGACCGAAACAUGUCCGACUCGGAAAUCGCAGCGAGCCUGGCCACUGGCUUGGAGUACGGGAUUGGAGAGGUCGACUGGACCGCGCUGGAAAGUGUCUUUGAUGGAUCAGCACCGCAAGAGUCGUCCUUUCCCGCGCAGCAGCAGCAGCAGCACUUUGGCCGGGUCGCUCCAUCGAGCUGGGGCACCCAACAACACUCCCCUGGAUUGGCAACCCCUCGUCGAACGCCGCAAAUCGAGCGCCUUUUCUUCUCCCUCCCCGACGAACACUCCUUGUUCGGGGGAUGCUCCGCCGCGAUGGAUGGACAGCCCGCGAAUGAUCCUCUCUGCCAACCGACCAUCGCUUCUCACUCCGAUCUUUCCCCCUUAGGCGAGCUGGAUCUGUUCGCCCCCAGCACGCGAUGCACAUCCCAUUGCUACGCCGGUCUGACAAGCCAACUCGCCAGGAUCUCCGAGGUGCAGGCGCCCGGGUCCAACGUCGCGCUGGAUGUCCUGCUCAACCUCGAUGGUCAAGUCAGUCCCGCCCGGGACAAGAUCCUGCGCUGCCAGUUCUGUCUCGCGGGCUCAGGCUGUGCGCAAACGCUGAUGCUCCUGACGCUCGUGGUGGCGAAUGUCCUCAGCUUGUUUGAGAAUAGCUGCGGCCCCGCAGAUGAUGAAGGGGCGAGCGGGAUUGACAGCGGCUGUGUCAUGGGCGGUCCCUCGCCCAUCAGUGGGAGCUCGACCCCCGGCUCGAGUGACUUGCGCCAUGGGCUCCCAUCCACAACCCGCGCGCUGAUGCUGGGGGACCUCCCACUUAAUGAAUCGGUGAAGCGCGCGUUCUCGCGACGCCUGGUGCGGAUGUACCUCGACCGUCAGCGACGCGUGGUGAGACAGCUGCAUCAGUUGCUGAGACGGACCGAAGGGGAUAACACCAGCUUCAAGGUAACGGAGGAUUUACUACAGGAUGUGCGGGGCCGUGUCGAGCGCUUCAUUGGCUUUAUCACCCUCACCACGCGGCUGGAGUGA
Aspergillus clavatus NRRL 1 is the source of this 1464-nucleotide messenger RNA. RefSeq names its product Zn(II)2Cys6 transcription factor domain-containing protein. The record is from RefSeq and is a predicted model, not a curated record. Gene Ontology annotation, biological process: regulation of DNA-templated transcription. NCBI's taxonomy places the organism in Eukaryota, Fungi, Ascomycota, Eurotiomycetes, Eurotiales, Aspergillaceae. Bases 1 to 1464 code for a protein of 487 amino acids. The transcript has a single exon. Gene Ontology annotation, molecular function: zinc ion binding; DNA-binding transcription factor activity, RNA polymerase II-specific.